AUGAGGUCUCUUAACGCAACGACAAUGUUGGAAGAGGAGGGCAAGCAUCUGGGCAAGAGGGACUUUCUCACUACCUCUCUCCACCUCAACGCAAAUGUCAUCGUACGCGGCAGAAGCGGUCUAGUGUUGUCGUCGUCGUCGUCGUUGUCGUCGCCGUCAUUGUCUCAUUGUCUCACGUGCGCACAAUCGGUCGAAGCGACCCUUGACUCUCUCCACCUUCGCAGCGUCUUUGGCUGCUCUUUAGAAGGCCAGCACUUUGAGCUCUGCUGGGUUCGUUGA
This is a messenger RNA of Echinococcus granulosus, 279 nucleotides long. RefSeq lists its product as hypothetical. Lineage: Eukaryota; Metazoa; Platyhelminthes; Cestoda; Cyclophyllidea; Taeniidae. The transcript is spliced from 2 exons. The record is from RefSeq and is a predicted model, not a curated record. Bases 1 to 279 code for a protein of 92 amino acids.